Molecule: messenger RNA, 2822 nt
Organism: Contarinia nasturtii (swede midge)
Lineage: Eukaryota; Metazoa; Arthropoda; Insecta; Diptera; Cecidomyiidae
Product: probable ATP-dependent RNA helicase DDX43
Exons: 17
Coding region: 193-2535 (780 amino acids)
Molecular function (GO): ATP binding; RNA helicase activity; RNA binding
Source: RefSeq, a predicted model, not a curated record
GCGUUUCGUAUUGCAAGUCAUAAACAAAACAGUUAAAUUGAUAUUCUGCAGCUAUUAUAAAAUUCCUGGUAGUAUAUGCAAAAUUGGCACAGACGAAUAUUUUGCCCACGUGUUUUCCAUAUAUUUUGUGAAUAAUUUAUUUUUAAUAGAAAAUCUGCUAUUAUAGAUAUAAGAGAUUUAUUGAAUGUUACAAUGAGCGAUUGGGAAGACGAACCAACAUUACCACAGAUUACAACAAAACGUGUCGUUCGACAACAAUAUGACGAUGAUGACGAUGAAUGGAAUGGUCCAUUAUCGGAAUCGGUACAACCAAAUUCCAGACAUGAAAAAUGUCGAAGUUCAAAUCGCAGUUUUGACCAUCAGAGGCAAUCGAUCAACAAUUAUAUGGACUGUGAUGGUCAAGAGGAACAAACGUUAUUCACUGUCAAUAAAUCAAGUGUCGGCAUCAUCAUUGGCCGUGGUGGUUCAAAAAUCAAUGAAAUUCAAUCAAAAUAUGGCGUCAGAUUGAAUAUUGACAAAGAAACUAAUCGUGAUGGAAAUGUGACAGUUACCAUUAAAGGUGGAAUGCGUGAAUCACAUGAGGCAAAACGCUUUAUAUUGGAUUUGGUCAGUUCAAAUCGCUAUGAAUCUCGUGGCAGCAAUUUACGUGGUUAUGAACAGCGGAACGAUAACACACGAAGCUUUGAAUCUCGUUCAAAUGAGCAACAACAUAAAGACACGCUCGAAAUUUAUCCAGAUAAAGUCGGUAUGGUUAUUGGACGUCGUGGAACUACAAUCAAUGAAGUUCAAGAUAAAUUUAAGGUUAAGGUCAACAUCGAUAAAAAUACAAAUUACAACGGAAAAGCAACAGUAACUGUGUCGGGUGGUAGCCGCAGCGAUGUAGCUAAUGCGAUUGAAAAUAUCAAUGGUUUGGUUGGUGAUUCGAAUGCAUGUCAUGGCUCACAUCAACAACAAACCUCCUGGGCACAUGAACUACAACCUGAUUCGGGUGCAUCUUGGCAAAAACAAGAUACUAAUUCCACGAUCCAAAUGGAAACGAUUGACUGGCAAGCAGCUGCACGCGAAAGCGAAAUAGAAAAUAAAAAACGGUGGGCCUCACUGCCUCCAUUACAAAAGAAUUUCUACGAAGAGCAUGCAGAUGUUAGAAAUAUGACAUCUGAACAAGUUGACGCAAUUCGACAGCAAAACAACAAUAUAACAGUUAGCCGUCUAUUCCUUGAUGAAAAUCAAUCAAAUGACAAUAAUGAACCGAUACCCAAUCCGGUCACCAAGUUUGAACACUGUUUCCAGAAAUAUCCCGAUUUAAUGGAACAAAUCGCAAAUCAAGGCUUCGAAAAGCCAUCACCGAUUCAGUCACAAGCUUGGCCGGUUCUACUGAAAGGCGAAGAUUUGAUUGGAAUAGCACAAACUGGAACAGGAAAAACAUUGGCAUUCUUGCUUCCUGCGAUGAUUCAUACGGAAUAUCAAUCAAUUCCAAGAUCUGAAAGAAAUGGACCUAACGUGUUAGUGCUUGCACCGACACGCGAGUUGGCUCUUCAAAUUGAAAAAGAAGUUGCAAAAUACUCAUUCCGCGGCAUGAAAGCUGUAUGUGUGUAUGGAGGUGGCGAUCGAAAGGCACAGAUAAACAAUAUUCAGACUGGUGUGGAAAUAAUCAUUGCAACUCCUGGCCGAUUGAAUGAUUUGGUUGAAGCAAAAGUAAUUGAUGUGUGUACAAUUACAUUUUUAAUUCUUGAUGAAGCUGAUAGAAUGCUGGAUAUGGGGUUCGAGCCGCAAAUUCGAAAGGUAUUGUUGAACAUUCGUCCAGAUCGAGUUACUGUAAUGACGAGCGCAACGUGGCCAAGCGGGGUGCGUCGUUUGGCUCAACGAUAUAUGUCGAAUCCGAUUCAAGUAUGUGUUGGAUCAUUGGAUUUGGCCGCAGUACACUCAGUUACACAAGUUAUUAAGAUUAUUGAUGAAGAUAACAAAUAUCGUGAGGUGAUGAAUUUCGUAAAAAAUCAAAUGGAUCCCGAAGAAAAAGCAAUAAUUUUUUGUGGUAAAAAGGCCAGAGCUGAUGAUUUAUCUAGCGAAUUCAGUAUGGAAGGAAUUUGUUGCGCAUGUAUUCAUGGCAAUCGUGAUCAAUCCGAUCGUGAACAAGCUCUACUCGAUAUCAAAGAUGGUGUGGUCAAGAUAUUGAUAGCCACUGACGUGGCAUCUCGUGGCAUUGAUAUUCAAGAUCUCAGCUAUGUUAUAAAUUAUGACUUUCCGCGAAACAUCGAAGAAUAUGUUCACCGUGUAGGGCGCACAGGACGAGCAGGUAGAACUGGAAAAAGUAUUUCGUAUGUGACAAGAUCAGAUUGGGGUAGCGCUGGUGAACUGAUCAAUAUUUUGGAAGAAGCUGAACAAGAUGUGCCAGAUGCAUUACGUGAAAUGAAAACACGUUUUGAUGCAAUGCAAGAACGAAAAGAACGCGAACGAGAAAGUAUGGGUGGUGGUGGCCGCCGUUUUGGAGGCCGAUUCGGAAGUGGUGGUGGUGGAAGUGGCAGUUUCAGACACUAAAGAAUUUCCAUUAACAUUACAUUCAGUUUUACAUUUGUUGGCCAACAUACAUCAAAUCAUUAUUAUUUUUCUAUACUGUGAUCAUUGUAAUAAGAUUACAAUAGAUUUUCAUCAUACGUUAUCAUUUCCUAAUAACAUUUAUAAAUUAUUAUUAAUAAUAAUAAUUAUUUUUUCUAGAAAAAAGAAGAUUUCCAAAUUGAUUAUUACAAAAAUACAAAAAAAAAAAAAAUACGAAAAAUGAAAUUGGAAUGAAUCCAAUUAUCCAAUAAAGAUUCAAAUAAACUAUA